AUGCUUUUUAAGAAGGGUAAGGCCAAGGAGCUUGCAAAAGGCCGGAAGGAUAUCAGCACCGGGACAACCACUAUUGCCGGCUCGCCGACCGUCACUCAGACCGUGACGGCUACACAGACGAGUACCACUCAGGCUACCCCAGUUCCGACCACCACUCCGCCCCCGCCGGCCGACGAGGGUAAUGAAUUUGCCCUGCUGGCCAUCCCUGGCUAUGCCGCUGGGCUCUGCACCAAACCUGAGGACUAUGUGUCGGCGUGCGAGUGCUAUGGCGUGCGGCCCCAGGUGUCGACCAAGCCGCCGGCUCAGGCCGUCAGCACCCACUGGGUUUACAACACUGUCACCACCACCGCCACCCUCACGAUGCCGGGGGUUCCGUGUCGGCGCAAGAGGGAGCUUUGCGCCCCGUUUGCUACUGACACAAUCACGUUGACGGUCUGA
Messenger RNA from Pyricularia oryzae 70-15, 438 nucleotides. RefSeq lists its product as uncharacterized. The transcript is spliced from 3 exons. The record is from RefSeq and is a predicted model, not a curated record. Bases 1 to 438 code for a protein of 145 amino acids. Lineage: Eukaryota; Fungi; Ascomycota; Sordariomycetes; Magnaporthales; Pyriculariaceae.